CUCACCUACUUAGUACUACCACUCAGACAAGAUGAAUCUCCAUACUGCAUUUUUAUUUUUCAGUGUUCUAUGCUGUAUCGGUAUUACUCACUGUAGAUCUCAAAACAUGUCUGAAAGAGCUUCCUGGACCCAGGAGUAUACAUUUAGCUUCAUAAAAUACAACAGAUACUUCUCAACUAUAAUCAACAUUACGCCUAAGACAACGGAGACACGCAUCAGCAUACCCUGUCUGAACGUUGAGCGACAGCUUUUGAAUAUUACAGGUCAAUCCUUUAAUGUGACACGUCGUCCAAGAUGUGAAACUGUUCAAAUCUUCUCCACUGCUGACAUUAAUGUCCAUGGCAUGAUGUUCAGUAGUGUAGGCUUGACUGCAGGGUUUUUAGCCCUACCGCACGAACAGCUAGGAAAGGAAUACUUGGUUGAUUGUUAUACACCCAUAAAUCGCAGUGCACAAGUAGCUAUAGCAGCUAUAUUUGAUAAUACAACAAUAACUAUUUAUUGUGCAGAUAAUUGCACUUUUGAAAAUGCUAGAGUAUCGGGGGAGAUCAAGUUAGGGGCUGGUGAAUCUGGGAUUCUGACAGGGGUAAAAAAUGAAACAGAAAUGACCGGAACUUACAUUCGAUCUGAUGAACCUAUCUCUGUUAUAGUGGGAGCAUUGAGUGUUUAUAUUCCACGAGAUAAUCUGGAUAAAGGACAUGGUGUCAUUUUGGAGCAAUUGCUACCCAUUCCGUCAUGGGGUAUCGAUCACAUCGUACCACCUUUCCAGCAAACACCCAACGGUUGGAUCUUGCGCAUCUUGGCGAUGAACGAAAGCACUAUCAUAUCAACGACAGAUUGCGGGGAGGAGGCCCCAUCGUCACAAACCCUGGAAAGUAAAGACUACAUGGAUAUCACGGUUAAAGGAACCAGUCAAAACCUGUGCCUUAUUCAAGCUAACAAACCGAUUCAAGUCAUGCAAUACGUUGCAGGCUCACAUAAAAAUAGGGACGAUGGAGACCCUAGUAUGACAAUCAUCCCAGCAGUAAAAAAUUACCUUGGUAACACAACGGUAUGUGUUAAUAAAACGACGAGUGGUAUGCGAUACUUUGGGGAUAUUGUAGUUAUGGGGGAAGAAACGCCGAUGCUCCACUUUAAAGGUUCUUUGGUUCCAGAGAUGAACAGGACUUGUUACAACAUCAGCUCACGUCCUAUUGAAGGAUCGGAGUCCUAUACCACGUGA
This is a messenger RNA of Strongylocentrotus purpuratus (purple sea urchin), 1219 nucleotides long. Its product is annotated as IgGFc-binding protein-like. The record is from RefSeq and is a predicted model, not a curated record. Bases 32 to 1219 code for a protein of 395 amino acids. NCBI's taxonomy places the organism in Eukaryota, Metazoa, Echinodermata, Echinoidea, Camarodonta, Strongylocentrotidae. The transcript has 4 exons.